Molecule: messenger RNA, 888 nt
Organism: Rosa rugosa (rugosa rose)
Lineage: Eukaryota; Viridiplantae; Streptophyta; Magnoliopsida; Rosales; Rosaceae
Exons: 4
Coding region: 16-624 (202 amino acids)
Source: RefSeq, a predicted model, not a curated record
GAGAAAGUGAAGAAGAUGAUGGAGAUGGUGAAUGUAAGCCAACGCAAGACGAAAAGGCAGAGCGAGAAGAUGUCUCUGGAAGACUACCUCUUUCUCACUGAGUCUCGCUCCAACCUCCACCUCACCGUCACUCACCUCAAUCAGAUCAUCAGCAUGCACGGAUUCAAAAAACUUCACAGACUUCACAAGAAAAUUCUGAGCGACGCCGUGAGCACAAUGGACCUGGUGGAACCGAGCCGCUCUACGCUCCGGGACUACAUCUCGCCGCCGGUCAACACUUGUCUGAACGACGUCGUCGCGGACAUGAACAACCUGAGCUGGCAGGAGUGCUGCGUCACCGCCAUCAAAACGCUGAGCUCGUGUCAACUAAACGACGCCGUCGAGUGCUCGAAGAGCCACCAAUCGCCUCCCACGGCUCUGGAUUCCCACGGCGGCGGCGUUUCCGGUACUACAUUUCAGGGAAGGGCUGAGCCGUUGAGGAAACUGGUGCAGUGGAAGAAGAGACGGACUCAGGAGAGCGCUGAUCCGGUGGUGAAGAGGCAGAGGAUGAGAUCGGAAAGCGACGGUGGUGGUGGCGCCGCCGCUCUUGCUUGGGAUUGUGUCUCGUUGAAUUCUUUCAGUUGAUUUCCUGCAAACAGAGAAAGCAUUUACAGUCGUUUUGGAUGGAGUUUGGUAACGCAGCAUCUCAAAGUUGUUGGUUAGUGGUAGAUCUGUGAAAUUCGUAAAAACUAAGGGUUGUUUCUGUUAUUUAGUUCAUAGUUUCAUACACUGGCAGGGAGCCUUUUGGUAUCUGUUGAGAUAAUCUGAGAGCUCGAUCAACAGAAAUUUUCUGGAUUGCAAAUUACACUUUCAUCACUAAUUGAUGAUAUUAGUGGUAGUAUUGUUUGA